GAAACGCUCCAGAGACGAGGGAUGGAAAGCAUCACAGGGAAGGAGAGAGGGAGGGAGAGGACGAGAACGCGAUGCAACCAUGGGCCGACCACGGGAAUUCCUGCUAGCGAACCAUGGAAUCAUGGGGGUGGCAGCGAUGGUAGUAGGUGGCAGCCAGGGGGCCAUUUCCAGAGGCCGGACGGUAUAGAGUCCGGAGUAUAUCGACUGUGUCGCCUCAUCUACAAGUCAAUCAGGCUCGCGUGUCGGCGGCUCGUGAGGCCUGCUGGUACACGUAAGGGCUCUUUGGUGAUGUACGACAGCGCUAGCUGUUCGUACGCAGGUGCGCUCGAAUUAAAGGGAGCCUCCGGGGCCGGAGCCGCGGCCGCGGCCGCCGCUGGUGUAACCGCGGCCGGCGUUAAACAGGAGAACUGGCCGUACCGCGGCCUCACCUGCGGCAGCACCUUUCAACGACUCAAGGAAAGCGUCGACAAGGCGAAGCAGGCCCUUGCCGAUCGCAGUGGUUACCUGGCGGGUGCGUUUUCGCCGCCUCCACGCGCCAACCCGUCCGCCAUUUCUCCCACCGCCUCCAUCACCGAUGCAAGCAGCUCUUAUAAGGGAGGUUGGAGCCACGCCACGUCGCCGGCACCUGGUCAGGGCUAUGGAAGCAGCUUAUCAAAGACAGCACUGGACACGCACAGCCAUCUCAGGCAGCCUGAUCCCUACCAAAUGUUCGGGGCGACGAGCAGUCGUCUCGCAAGCUCUGGUUCCGGACAGAUACAGCUCUGGCAAUUUCUACUCGAGCUUUUGUCGGAUUCAAGUAACGCCGCGUGUAUCACGUGGGAAGGAACCAAUGGUGAAUUCAAGUUGACCGAUCCCGACGAGGUGGCGAGACGAUGGGGCGAGAGGAAGUCCAAACCUAAUAUGAAUUACGAUAAAUUAUCGAGGGCCCUGAGGUAUUAUUACGACAAGAACAUCAUGACGAAGGUGCACGGCAAGAGGUACGCGUACAAGUUCGAUUUCCAGGGACUGGCAGCCGCGACGCAGCCGGCAGCGGCCGAUCCGGCGGCGUACAAAUACCAGAGCGAGCUCUUCAUGUCCGGUUACGGUCACGCGAAGCUGAACCUGAUGCCGCCGCCGGCGGCGUCGGUCUCGGUUUCCGUUCCCGGUGGCCUUUUCCAAUCGGCAUCGAGCUACUGGUCGACGAGCCCGGGCGCCAACUUGUAUGCCGGCCAUCACACGGCCUCCGGACACGUGCCACCUCAUCUCGGCACCUAUCCGCAUUACGCAUGACCCGCCGCCGAGCACUGGGGUGCUCUCGGCACACCGCGUUGAAAUGUUUCUACUGAAUAAAAAUGUACGGAGCCGCAUCUGCCACCGUCGUCGUCACCACCGCCGUCGGCAGCAUGUGAAAUCGUAAAUUGCGCACCACUCGGCCCCUUAUCAUCCCGCCCCCGCAGGCUCGGACCGCACAUUGUUUCAGGUACUUGCACGAAUCUGUCCAUAUCGCGUUAUAUUGCUUGCAACAUUAUCCUUUCGUAAUGGAUUACAAAGCGAUCGUCGCAUUUCCAAUAAUUCAAAUGAAUGCGAGUAGCAGAGUAAGUAGUAUGACAAUAAGUUUUGUAACAUCUUUUUCUCCCGGACUUGGGGAAGUAUAAUUAAACAUGCAAUCAACAUGUUGCCUCUCUUAUAUUCAAUGUACACUUCGUUUUGAUAGUGUUCAGCAACGCUCAUCAAUUGUUUAUUUUAUUUAAUAAGUUAUCUCUCGAUUUUGCGUCAAAAAUAUGAAGUAAUACUUUUGAAAAACAGAGAAUAUCAAUAUCAAAUUUUUUUCAUAAAUUUCUAAUAAAUUUAAUGAUGAAGAAAUUAUAAAAUUGUUGAAAGACAUUUGCAGAAAAAGGAGAAACAAUAGCGCGUGAUAUUGUUUCAAAAUGAUACAAACAUUUAUUGAGUUGAAAGAACUUUUCAACUGACAUCUCUACCGAUAGGUACAUAUUUCAAUUGAAGAGUUUCAAGAGUGCUUCUAAACGUGGAAACAUGAGAUGUUUAGAGUGUGUAGGAGAAGCCUACUUUGAAAGAGAUAACAUUAAUUUAAAUGAGUGAGUUACAUUCGAGUCUAACUAAAUUUUAUUUGUAAACUUAAAUAUCGGACCAUGUUUUCUAAUGUACAUCUGACAAUUAUAAAAAUACAAAUUUUGUGCGAAAACCACUCAUAGAUAUAUUUAUAUUGAAUUUAAAGGAAGUAAACUGUAAAGAUAUUUAUUUUCACUGACCAACUAUUAAUGAGUUAUGUACAACAGUCUAGGUCACUGUCGAGUCGUCAGUAGUGACAUAGCUUUAUAAUCGAACGUAAGUAGUAGACAAUCCCAUAAGUAGUAACGGACGAGCAGCAGACGCAGACAUCCGUUUAGCGAUGCAUGGAAAGAAUGGCUAAAGUAACUAAAAAUUUAGAUUUAUAAAUAAUUUUAUUGAACCAUCAAAAUAAUUAUAUAGGAUGCUC
This is a messenger RNA of Acromyrmex echinatior (Panamanian leafcutter ant), 2476 nucleotides long. It is a transcript of the gene Ets65A, whose product is annotated as DNA-binding protein D-ETS-3. The record is from RefSeq and is a predicted model, not a curated record. NCBI's taxonomy places the organism in Eukaryota, Metazoa, Arthropoda, Insecta, Hymenoptera, Formicidae. Gene Ontology annotation, molecular function: DNA-binding transcription factor activity, RNA polymerase II-specific; sequence-specific DNA binding. Gene Ontology annotation, cellular component: nucleus. Gene Ontology annotation, biological process: regulation of transcription by RNA polymerase II; cell differentiation.